AUGAACGGCAGGAAGUUUAAUCCCGAGGGAACGCAAGCAGACGUCGACUCGCUUGACGGACGCCUCCUGUUCGCCAUCCCUAAGAAGGGCAGGCUGCACGAGAAAUGUAUGGAACUGCUUUCCGGCGCUGAUAUCCAGUUUCGAAGACACGCCCGUCUCGAUGUAUGUCUCGUCAAGAACCACAACAUCGCGUUGGUCUUCCUUCCGGCAUCUGACAUCCCUUCUUUCGUCGGGAAGGGUAAUGUCGACCUCGGUAUCACCGGACAGGACGUCAUCCUCGAGGCCGAGAUGAGCGGACUCGUCACCGAGAUUCUACAGCUCGGCUUCGGCAAAUGUGCGUUGCAAGUUCAAGUGCCCGAGGCAGGUCCCAUCAAGACCGUAGAAGGGCUUGCGGGAAAGCGUGUUGUUACGAGUUUCGAGAUCCUCUCGGGGAAAUACUUCAAAAACAUCGACGACCGGCUACAACUUGCCGACGACAGCAGAACGAAGAUCGAGUACGUCGGAGGGAGCGUGGAGGCCGCCUGUGCGCUAGGUUUGGCGGAUGGCAUCGUCGAUCUCGUCGCACCCCGAUCUGGACCCCUCAUCAGACUUGUCACGAGCCGCAUAGCGGGCGUCGUCGCUGCCGGCAAACUCCCUGCCCGCCGCACGCCCCUCGAGGAGUCGGGUUGGGUCGCGGUGAACGUGAUGGUUGAGAAGAAGAAGAUUGCGGACGACAUCCUCAUCUUCAACCUGGACAACUGCCGUGUCUAG
Molecule: messenger RNA, 750 nt
Organism: Epithele typhae
Lineage: Eukaryota; Fungi; Basidiomycota; Agaricomycetes; Polyporales; Epitheliaceae
Product: ATP phosphoribosyltransferase
Exons: 9
Coding region: 1-750 (249 amino acids)
Biological process (GO): L-histidine biosynthetic process
Cellular component (GO): cytoplasm
Molecular function (GO): ATP phosphoribosyltransferase activity
Source: RefSeq, a predicted model, not a curated record